Messenger RNA from Fusarium verticillioides 7600, 4084 nucleotides. RefSeq lists its product as hypothetical. The record is from RefSeq and is a predicted model, not a curated record. The coding region runs from base 1 to 3918 and encodes 1305 amino acids. Gene Ontology annotation, molecular function: protein binding. NCBI's taxonomy places the organism in Eukaryota, Fungi, Ascomycota, Sordariomycetes, Hypocreales, Nectriaceae. The transcript has 9 exons.
AUGCAAGACCCCCAAAAUAUCAGAGAUGAACGCAGUGAGCUUUCAUCAAGGCCAAGUCAGAAUGACCCUGAAGUAUCGGAUAUAAGUCUGCUUUGGCAAGGAGCUAUUGAUCGAUACAAGGCAAUCACGGGCAAAGAGGUGGAUUUAGAACGCGCUACUAAUGUGCAGCAAGUUCUUGGAGCACUCGAGGAUAAGGAAGAAAAGUUUAAAUGGCGCCGCCAUGAUGGCUCUCAGAUCGACAAGUUUAGGACGCUUGUAAAAGAGGCACUGGCCCCUAUUCAAUUGAUCGGGGACAUUGUAGUGAAUGCAACUAAAACGGUAUAUCCGGCGACUGAGGCCAUAUUCGCCGCUAUGCGGUAUCUUAUAAGCGUCUCAAAAAGCGUUUCGGCAGACUAUGACAAGCUAGAAAACUUCUUUGAAGAUUUGCGAUCAUAUUUAACGCGUCUGAGCGUGUUGGAGCAUAAGAUCCCGGCAAUUGCGGAACUCAGAGCAGCACUUACUGAAGUUCUCGCCUCUACUCUAGUCUUAUGUGCCAUCUGUACGAGGUACCUGAAGACAAAACGCAUUGUCAAAGCACUUAGAGCUCUUCUAUCCGGCGAGGACUCUGAGCUGAAAGAAGCUUAUGAAAACCUCCACAAGGCUGUUGAACGAGAAAAAGGAGUAGUCAGGAACUGCAUUCUACUGGGAGUGGAGGAGGGAAAGUUUCAUGCUCGAGCGGCUGUUACUGGAAUAAAUGAGAACUUGGCUCUGACGGAGCGUAUUGACAACAGGCUGGAGUACGUGAUUGAGAGAUCAAACAGGAUGGAUGGAUAUUUGGACACACACGAAGUAACCGUUGAGCGGGAAAACCUUAUCAAAUGGCUAUCGAGUCUGGAUUUUUGUGACAAGCAGCGCAGCCUUUUCUCGAAACACCAUGGCGAUACUGGAAAAUGGUUGCUUGACUCCGAUAAAUUCCAGGACUGGCUCUCUGCGAGUGAUGAGGAAAGCACUAUGCUAUGGUGUGCAGGAAAUCCUGGCUCUGGAAAAUCGGUCAUGAUGUCCACUGUCAUCAAUUAUCUUGAAGAAACCACAAAGAAAGACGAAGUCGCGAUAGCUUACGUUUACUGCGAUUACAAGGACAAGCAAACUCUUUCGGAGACCAACAUUUGGGCCAGCGUUACCAGGCAGCUGGCAGAAGCGUGUAGUCAGCUACCGCCUGACAUUAUUAGUUUUCGAGACAAGUAUCUCGAAAAGAGAUCACUGCCGAGCGACGAAGAGCGUAUAUCACUUAUCACGUCUUUGUCUAAGCGUUUUCAGAAGACGUUCAUUCUCAUUGACGCGCUGGAUGAAUGCCCUGAAGAAAAUAGAGAUGCAUUUCUUCGAUUGGCUAGCGACGUGGAUGCCUCUGUACAUUUGAUGAUCACCUCUCGAAUGAAUCUGGACCUCACAGAAAGUUUUGGCCGUCUCACACAAAUCACCAUUGCAGCUCGGCCUUCAGAUGUGGAGACAUAUCUUGAUGCCAAGAUGAGAGCAAACUCAAGAAUGCGCUCAUUCUUGCGCAGAGAUAAAGCUCUCAGGAAUGAUAUUAUUAGUACUCUGGUUAAAAAGACUGACGGGAUGUUCCUCCUGGCCCACCUACAGAUUGAGUAUUUAUGUGGUCGCUCUAAUCUCAGACAAGUUCGAUCAUCGUUGAAUUCUCUGGUUGGAAAAUUAGAAGAGUUUUAUGACGCUGCUUGGCAGAGGAUAGAGAGCCUUGACGAGGGCGAUAGUCUGUUGGCUAAGAAGGCACUUUCAUACGUAUUUUAUGCCAAGAGGCCGCUGACUUCGGAGGAACUUUUUCAUGCGUUGAGUGUUGAACCUGGAGACCCAGAGCUUGAUGACUUGGCGUUUACUGAAAAGCAUAUUCUUCUGUCCGUCACGGCUGGUCUGCUCCAGAUCGGUGACGACAUGGACGACGCGAGACUCAUCCAUCUAACUCUCCAUGAAUACCUUUCGAAGCAUCAAGGCCGAUUCUUGGAACCAGAAAACCAUCUGGCAAAAACUUGCUUGACCUAUUUGUCGUUCGACGUCUUCAGUACCGGCCCUUGCCAAGUUGAGCAAGAACUCGAUAAACGAAUGGGUCAUUAUGCUCUUCUCGGCUACGCCUCCCAUCAUUGGGGAGACCACUUCGCAGCUGGCCAAGGUGAUGACGACGUUGGCGAGAUCAUGGAUUUCUUAGAAGAUGAGAAAAAGUUGGCUUCCUCAAUGCAAGCCAUGUGCAUUCCCCGACACCGCACCGCUGGUUGGCAUGAAGCCUUUCCAAAAGAAUUUACGUCGCUUCAUGCAGUUGCGUAUUGGGGCUUAUAUGAUGUUCUUGAGCCCGCUCUUGGGACUGGAGCUAGCAUUGAUCACCAAGACAGCCACGGUAUGUCUGCACUUCAUCUGGCCUCACGCCGUGGUUUUGCAAAAUUGGUGCAAGCCUUUCUCCUCCGAGGCGCCGAUACAGAUUUGAUGAACGAGCGAGGCGAAACUGCCAUGCUUUGGGCCGCGAGGAAUGGCCAUGGGAAGGUGAUGGAACUCCUCAUCGCGAAUGGUGCCGAUUCGACGAUUGAGGAUGACGAAUGCUGGACGGCUCUUCACUGGGCUGUGAUCAACAGACAUGACAACAUAGUUUUGAUGCUCCUUGACCAGCAUGCUCGAGUCGUGUCAGACAACUCGCAGACCAACAAAGCACUGAUCUUGGCUGCUGAAGCGGGCAGCAUCGGGACCCUGGAUCUUCUUCUACGCCUAGGUGCCGAAGUAGAUGCCGUUGACGAACAAGAGAGUCCUGCGCUACACUGGGCCGCCCCAGGAGGCCAUGAGCAAGCAGCCACUAUCCUUCUGAGGAAUGGUGCAAAUCCUAACUCACGGGAUUGUUAUGAGAACACACCGCUGCAUUGGGCGAUCCCAUACGAGGGAAUCACACGCCUUCUCCUUUGCAACGGAGCUAAUUCGAACUACGUGAACGACGCCAAGCAGUCGCCUUUACAUUGGAGUGCCCACGCUGGGUUCGCCAAUUCAAUAACUGCCCUACUAGAAUAUGGAGGAGACCCCAACGCACCAGAUUCGCGUGGUGUAACUCCUUUACAUAUGGCAGUGAUGCAGGGCCACGAAGCUAUAGUGGCUCAACUCUUAAGUGCUGGGGCUGAUGUCAAUACUAAAGACGAUGACGGGUGGACCCCACUACAUGCUGCCGUGGUAAGAGGUCACGGCAGCUUGGUGGAAUUACUGGCGAGCCGAGUGGAUGAUGCACAGGAGAUUUUGGAUAAGCUUCAGUCAGAAUUAUCGGGCCGGGACCAUCGCAACAUUCUUGAAGAGAUGGCCUCAAACAAAUCACAUGGAAGCAUAGUCGUGUCAGGGCUUCGUACAGCCGUAAACAGCGGGUACAAGGAGAGAAUCGUGUCGUUGAUAGAAAGCGGCGCCGACAUUGACGCUCAGGAUCCGAUUGGUGAAAGUACUGCCCUCACCCAGGCAGCCGAACAAGGACGCGCCGAUCUUGCUAGUCUUCUCCUAGAGCGUGGAGCAAAUCCCAACCAGCGAGAAAAGCACGGUAGAACAGCGCUUCAAAUCGCAGCCCGGAAUGGACAUACUGAUGUUGUCGCCGUCCUGGUAGCUGAAGGCGCUGAUAUAGACGCUAGAGUACACGGAUGGACCCCUAUGCUGUUAGCAGCAAAGAACGAGAGGUUUGAAGUUCUGGACUAUCUUAUCAGGAGAGGGGCAGAUGUCAACUCGGUCGACUAUUGUGGGCGGACAGCUUUGCACUGGGCUGCGAAGAAUGGCUGUAUGGCUUCGACACACUUAUUGUUGGAAAUGGGUGCCGAUGUCCAGAUCAAGGAUCACAUGGGAAAGACACCAUAUGAUUGGGCCGUGGAAGAACAGCACGGGUUUGUUGCUAGUAUGCUUCAUCCUUCAGAGAGCUGAAGGGUAUAGCCAACUAAGGACUAUGUUAUCGUGCUGAGCAACCCUCAUAGGAAUUAGCUAGUAAAGAGUAGCCGUAGGCGAACAUAAGCUUCUGGCUAGAAGUAUUUUGGCCUUUUAAUCGCCAGUAUGCCAGGCUUGAACCGCUAUUCAUUUAUACUGUACCGGC